AUGGAGAUGGAGAAGAAGGUGGUGGUUGUUUUUGCUCUCUCAUUUGCUCUUCUUCUGGGCUUAGCCCGGAGCUUCGAUUUCCAAGAAAAGGAUCUGGAGACUGAAGACAGUCUCUGGAACCUGUACGAGAGAUGGAGGAGUCAUCACACAGUUUCUCAAGACCUCUCUGAGAAGCUAAAGCGUUUCAAUGUGUUCAAAGAGAAUGUGAAGUACAUUCUUGAAUUCAACAAGAAGGACCACCCUUACAAGUUGAAGCUCAACAAGUUUGGAGACAUGACCAACCAAGAGUUCAAGAGCAUCUACGCAGGCUCCAAAGUAAAGCACCACAGUAUGCUGCGAGGGCUUCCACGUGGGUCCGGUGGUUUCAUGUACAAGAACUUCAAAGACGUCCCUUCUUCCAUUGAUUGGAGGGCCAAAGGUGCCGUCACCCCUAUCAAGAACCAAGGCCAAUGUGGAAGUUGCUGGACAUUUUCAACUGUUGUUGCUGUUGAGGGCAUAAACCAAAUCAGAACCCAGAACCUGAUACCCUUGUCUGAGCAGCAGCUGGUUGAUUGCGAUAAAGGUGAUGGGAACAAUGGAUGUAAUGGAGGACUCAUGGAAUACGCAUUCGAGUACAUCAAGAACAAUGGAGGGAUUACUACAGAGACGAGUUAUCCCUACACAGCCCGAGAUGGGCUUUGUGAUGUAUCCAAGAUGAAUGCUCCUAUGGUAACAAUUGAUGGACAUGAGAAUGUACCUUCUAGCGACGAGACUGCCCUGAUGCAAGCGGUCGCAAACCAACCAAUAUCAGUAGCCAUUGAUGCAGGUGGUGAUGCAUUCCAGUUCUAUUCAGAGGGAGUGUUCAAUGGACCUUGCGGGACAGAUCUAGAUCAUGGAGUGGCCAUUGUGGGGUAUGGAACAACUGUUGAUGGGACAAAGUACUGGAUUGUGAGGAAUUCAUGGGGAGCUGAAUGGGGAGAGCAAGGUUACAUUAGAAUGCAGCGUGGCAUACCAGCUAAAGAGGGAUUGUGUGGCAUAGCCAUGGAGGCUUCUUAUCCCAUCAAAUACUCUUCUGAACAAAUUCCAAAGCCGACCUUGCCUCUUAAGGACGAACUCUGAGGACUUAGUUUAUCAUCAGCAUCGAUCUCUCCCUCUUUAUGUUUUUAGUUCUAGAGAGAGACAAGUGGCAUGUGUUUCUUGCAGCAGCUCUUGAAUGCUAGUGUGCUUAGGUUAGAUUGUAAAUGGAAUCCCUUGGAUUUCAUGAGUGAAUGAAAUAAAAGUUUUUAGUUGGAUCAA
Molecule: messenger RNA, 1275 nt
Organism: Macadamia integrifolia
Lineage: Eukaryota; Viridiplantae; Streptophyta; Magnoliopsida; Proteales; Proteaceae
Product: vignain-like
Exons: 4
Coding region: 1-1098 (365 amino acids)
Cellular component (GO): lysosome
Molecular function (GO): cysteine-type endopeptidase activity
Source: RefSeq, a predicted model, not a curated record